Chironomus riparius is the source of this 1635-nucleotide messenger RNA. Lineage: Eukaryota; Metazoa; Arthropoda; Insecta; Diptera; Chironomidae. The record is from the annotation of a GenBank genome assembly.
AAAUACUCAAACCGGUCUGUUGAAAACCCUAAGUUCUUCUAAGAUCUUGGUCAAUUUAUUUUUGUGUGAAUUCUGUUACUUUAAUUAAGUUUAAAAUGUCGCUUUUACGUUUACCAACAUCCAUGUUAAUGAAUCAACAACAAGUGAUUCGUACGCUCAGCACAACAGCCUUUAUAUCUCAGAAGAAGCAAUUCAAGUCUAAAGCACCACAAAAUAUUGUCUUGGUUGAUGGAGUUCGAAGCCCAUUUUUGAUGUCAGGAACUGACUACUCAAAAUUGAUGCCCCACAAUUUGGCUAGACAUUCACUUUUAGAAUUAUUGCGCAAAACUGGCGUUGAUAAGGAAGUGAUUGAUUAUAUUGUGUACGGUACAGUCAUACAGGAAGUCAAAACAUCAAAUGUUGCUAGAGAAGCUGCUUUGGCUGCAGGAUUUUCUGAUUUCACACCAGCACAUACGGUGACAAUGGCAUGUAUCAGCUCGAAUCAGGCAAUUAGUACAGGAAUAGGUUUAAUUGCAAGUGGAACUUACGAUUCCGUUGUUUGUGGUGGUGUAGAAUUUAUGAGUGAUGUACCAAUCAGAUUAAGCAGAAAAUUCAGAGCUUUAUUGCUUAAAUUAAAUAGAGCAAAAACAGCUGCUCAACGACUCACUCUUUUAUCGUCAUUCCGUCCAAGCUUCUUGAUUCCUGAAUUACCGUCCGUAGCUGAAUUUAGCAGUGGAGAAGUUAUGGGACAUUCUGGUGAUCGCUUAGCAUCGGCAUUUGGAGUCACUAGAAAGGAACAAGAUGAUUAUGCUUUGAGAUCACACACAUUAGCCAAACAGGCACAAGAAAAUGGAUAUUUUACAGAUUUAGUUCCAUUCAAAGUUGAUGGUAUCGAUAAAACUGUUAGUAAGGAUAAUGGAAUUCGUGUGUCAACUCCAGAAUCAUUGGCUAAAUUAAAACCUGCUUUUAUUAAACCUUAUGGAACCGUCACAGCUGCAAAUGCAUCAUAUUUAACUGAUGGAGCUUCUGCAUGCCUAAUUAUGACUGAAGAAAAGGCAAAAGCCUUAGGAUUGAAACCAAAAGCUUAUUUGAGAGACUUUAUGUAUGUUUCACAAGAUCCAAAUGAUCAAUUACUUUUAGGACCGGCUUAUGGAAUUCCUAAAUUAUUGAAUAGAACAGGAUUAACAUCUAAAGACAUUGAUGUAUGGGAAGUUCAUGAAGCUUUUGCUGGACAAAUUUUGGCUAAUUUGAAUGCUCUUGAUUCCGAUUAUUUCUGCAAAAACUACUUAAAGCUUAACCAAAAAUUCGGAGCUCUCGACAUGAACAAAUUCAACAAUUGGGGAGGAUCCUUAUCAAUUGGACAUCCAUUUGCGGCAACAGGUGUUAGACUUUGCAUGCACACAUCAAAUCGUCUUGUUCGCGAGAAUGGUCAAUUAGGUGUUGUUGCAGCAUGUGCAGCAGGAGGUCAAGGUGUUGCUAUGUUAAUCGAAAGACAUCCUGAUGCUAAUCCAAAUUAAGUUUCUUUAGUAUUUUUUAAUUUUGUCAUCACAAUCCAUGUCUCUUUCCCACGAAAUCAAAAUUUUUUAUAAUCGAAAGAGUUUUUAAUUAUGUAUAUAAGCAUUUAAUAAAACUUGGCUAAUUUUCCUAACAUUUUAA